AUGGCGACCAAGAAAAACCUGGACGGCCCAAUGGCGGCCUCGUACCAGCCGGAAGACGUGGAGAAGGACUGGUACGCUUGGUGGGAGCACGAGAACUUCUUCUCGCCGACCACUCUCUCUCUGCACCAGCGCCAAGUUUCCGGCUCCUCCCCAGCUCCGGUGUCGGCGGAACUUGCAGCCACCACGAAAAAGGAGAACAAAUUCGUCAUGGUCAUCCCGCCUCCCAAUGUCACGGGAUCGCUCCACAUCGGCCACACCCUCACAGUGGCAAUCGAAGACUCCCUUGCUCGAUGGCACCGCAUGAAUGGGAAGAUCGUCCUCUGGAUCCCGGGUGCUGAUCACGCAGGAAUUGCCACGCAAAGUGUCGUCGAGAGGGCGCUGUUGAAGCAGGGUGGCCCUUCGCGCCAUGAACUGGGCAGAGAGGCGUUUCUCCAGAAGGUCUGGGACUGGAAAAACCAGUACGGCGGCGCGAUCUGCAAUCAGCUGAGACGCGUCGGCAGCAGCGUGUCUUGGCCCCACUUCUCCUUCACCCUUGACGAGAAACUCUCUCGCGCAGUCGUCGAGGCGUUCGUCCGCAUGUAUGAUGCGGGGCUAAUCUACAGAGAGGAGAGACUGGUCUCCUGGUCGCCCUACUUGAAGACGGCCAUCAGCGAUAUUGAGGUGGACGUCGAAGAGAUUGACAAACCCAAAAAAAUUACCAUUCCCGGAUUUGAGUAUCCCGUGGAGGUCGGCUAUUUGUGGCAUUUCGCGUACGAAGUCGAAGGCGGCGGGCGUCUCGAGGUCGCUACGACGCGUAUCGAGACCAUGCUGGGAGACGUCGCGGUUGCGGUCAAUCCCAACGACGAGCGCUAUACGAAUCUCGUUGGAAGGCGCCUCAUCCAUCCGUUCUUCCCACACCGCGACAUGCGGGUCGUUGCGGACGAGCACGUCGUAGCGACCUUUGGAACGGGCGCGGUCAAAAUCACCCCUGCACAUGACAAGAACGAUUAUGCUAUUGCCAAGCGCCACAACUUGCAGUGCAUUUCCGUUUUCACGCUGGACGGGAAGAUCAGCCAGGAAGGAGGUCCUUUCGCCGGGCAGCACCGCUUCGAGUGUCGAUUCAAAAUCCAGCAGGCGCUGAAAGAUCUCGGUCUGCUGGGCGAGAAGGUUCCCAACACACAUGCCAUGCAGCUGCCUCGCUGCAGCCGAAGUGGAGACAUCAUCGAGUACAUGCUGAUUCCUCAGUGGUGGUGCGCAUGCACGGACAUGGCCGCUCGCGCUGUCAAGGCCGUCCGGAACGGGGACCUCAAAAUUGUGCCGGCCUUCCAUGAAGACGUCUGGUACCACUGGUUGGAAAACAUCAAAGACUGGUGCAUCUCGCGCCAGCUGUGGUGGGGCCACCGAAUUCCCGCGUACCGCGUCACGAAGCCUGCGCAGCAGGAGGAGACGUGGAUCGUAGGGCGCACGCACGAGGAGGCGCUGGAGAGAGCAGCGGCGAAGUUGGGGAUCGACGGCUCCCAAAUUACUCUGGUGCAAGACGAAGACGUGCUCGACACCUGGUUCUCGUCCGGCCUGUUCCCCUUCAGCGUCUUUGGCUGGCCAGACCUGACCCAGGACAUGCAGGCCUUCUUCCCGACGACUCUGUUGGAAACAGGGCACGACAUUCUUUUCUUCUGGGUUGCUCGCAUGGUCAUGAUGUCCCUCCAGCUCACGGACAAACUUCCGUUCGACACCGUUUUCCUCCACGCCAUGGUGCGCGACGCGCAUGGGCAGAAGAUGAGCAAGAGCAAGGGGAACGUCAUUGAUCCGCUGGAGGUGAUUUCUGGGAUUUCUCUGGCGGAGCUCCAGGCAAAACUGCACACGGGCAAUCUCCCCGAGAAGGAAAUCAAGCGCGCGGAAGAGGUGCUGAAGAAAGAGUUCCCGAAAGGCAUCGAAGCGUGCGGCUGCGACGCCUUGCGCCUCGGCCUCCUCGCGUACACACGCCAGGGCCGGAAUGUGAACCUCGAUUUGAACCGCGUCGUGGGCUACCGCCACUUUUGCAACAAACUCUGGAAUGCCACCAAAUUCGCCAUGGACAAAUUCGAGUCUGCUCCGCAGCUCCUCCAGCGAAGAGAAUCGGCAGAGGCAGCGGCCGUGAACGGCAACGAGCCGAAAGCUGCGUUCCGCCCCGGGGGCAUCUUCAUGGGCAGCGUCGGGAUUGGCAAAGGGUCGCAAGAACUCACAGGGCGCACCGGGGUGAAAUAUGACCAGCUCGAGUGGGUUGACCGGUGGAUCUUGCAUCGACUGUCUGUCACAUGUACGGAGGUCAAGAAGGCGUUCCACGAGUACGCCUUCUCUGAGGUAGUGACGGCGAUAUUCAACUUCUUCCUGUACGACUUCUGCGAUUACUAUCUAGAGCUCUCCAAGCAGAGACUCACUGUCCGGUCGGACGCGGAGAAACAAACCACGCGUGACGCAACUAGGUUUUCCUCUUCGCCCUACAUCCGCUCCCUGUGUGCCCUCGAAGUACUGCACGUCUGUCUUGAUCGGGGGCUUCGUCUUCUUCACCCCCUUUGUCCCUUCAUCACAGAAGAGCUUUUCCAGCGCCUCCCAGCUCAUGAGACGAAACCGACCAGUAUUUGCAUUGCCGAUUAUCCUCAGCCAGUUAUGCAGUGGACUGACUACAAACUCGACGACGAGAUGGAACUAUUCAAAAAUGUUGUGUCUCAUUUCCGCUCCCUCAUUGCCGCCUUAGACAUCCCCCCGAAAAUCAAACCCGUUGGGUACGUGAUGGUCACGGACGCUGCACCAGGGAAAGAAAUGGAGCACGCGUCUUCGUCUCUUCUUUCGUUCUUCACCGCGAGAGUGGAAGAUCUUGCAGCAAUUGCCAAAAUGUCAAAGAUUUCCGUGCGGGCUCCGGAGGAAGGAGCUCCAGACUGCUGCGUGAGCGAUGUCGUGAGCGGCUCUGUGUCCAUCUUCCUUUCCGUCGAGGACGGGGUGAAUCUGGCGCAGACGCUGGAGAAGAUGAACAAGAAGAAAAUAAACCUCGAGAAAAUGAUUCAGGGGUAUGAGAAGAAAGAAGCGAUGCCCGCAUAUGAAGAAAAGGUGCCAGCAGAUGUACGGGAACAAAACAGUGUAAGAAAGGGCGAGUUGCAGGCGGAGUUGAUGAUGCUUCUUCAAGCGAUUGACAACAUGAAACAGCUUUCGGGCCAGUAG
Molecule: messenger RNA, 3174 nt
Organism: Neospora caninum
Lineage: Eukaryota; Apicomplexa; Conoidasida; Eucoccidiorida; Sarcocystidae
Product: valyl-tRNAsynthetase, mitochondrial, related
Exons: 17
Coding region: 1-3174 (1057 amino acids)
Biological process (GO): valyl-tRNA aminoacylation
Cellular component (GO): cytosol
Molecular function (GO): ATP binding; valine-tRNA ligase activity; aminoacyl-tRNA deacylase activity
Source: RefSeq, a predicted model, not a curated record